UUUUUUCUGCGUUCUAGCCAGUGGCUCCCAAUUCUGUACACACUUGAGGCCUUUCACAAGGCCGCUUUUAGUUGAACUCCAGCCUCUACAAACACAACAUUCCAAUGUGCAAAGAACAAAAGGAGAUUCCAGGGUCUUCCAGGUGGUCCUUUCCAAGCAGGUGUUAAAUUAAAAAAGGUAGUAACAACUUUGUCCUGGUUCCCCUCUCAAAACAUCGUCCUUUUCUUUGCUGUGUUUAAAAUAAUAACAACAAACAAACAAAACCCUUCCCUUCUGUCUUAGCAUCCAUAUAGCCUAUUGGUUCCAAGGCAGAAGAGCAUUAAGGGCUAGGCAAUGGGGGUGAAGUGACUUGUCCAGGGUCACACAGCUCACUGCCCCCCAAAUCAUCUCUUGAAACAAAGAACAAGAAAGACUGAGGGAAGGAUGAAGUAGGGGGAGGGGGAAAGGGAAGCAGUUCGGCAAACCUAAGAGCAAAGGCAUGUGAAGAAGGGAGCUUCCCUGCCUGGUGCCUGCCUCCGUGUCCAUCUCAGAGGAGCUCAGCUGUCAUCUGAGUGUCCCUGCCCGAGAAGGAAGCGUGGCGGGGGAGGGGGUUACUGCCCCCCUUUCAUUCAUUGCUUCAUCUUAUAAUUCCCAAAUAAAUUCUUUCUUACGAGCUGCCUCCCUUUGAAGAGAGGUCUCCAACUCUCCGCUGGGCUCCUCCAAACUCUGGGAGAGCCACAUUCCAAUCCGGCAUUGGUCACUUCUUCAGAGUGGCCCUGGGUAGGUCACUUCUUCCCCCUGGCUGGGCUCUUGCCACUCUUCUGCCUUGGAGUCUGUCGAGAGCGCUGAUUCUAAGAGGGCAGGGAAAGGUUUAUUCAUUUAUUUGGGGGGGGGGAUUUUAUUUAAUUAGUCAAUUGAGAACAUUAUUCCUUAGUUACAAGAUUUGUGUUCUUUCCCUUCCUCCUCCCACCCCUUCUGGUAGCCAACAUGCAAUUCCACUGGGUUUUAUAUGUGUCAUUGAUCCAGACCCAUUUCCAUAUUAUUGAUAUCUACACUAGGGUGAUUGUUUAGAGUCUCCAUCCCCGGUCAUAUCCCCUCCACCCACGUGAUCAAGCAGUUGCUUUUCUUCUGUGUUUCCGCUCCCCCAGUUCUUUCUCUGGAUGUGGAGAGCAUCUUUCUCAUAAAUCCCUCAGAAUUGUCCUGGAUCAUUGCAUUGCUGCUAGUAGAGAAGUCCACAUUCAAUUGUGCCACAGUGUAUCAGUCUCUGCGUAUAAUGUUCUCCUGGUUCUGCUCCUCUCACUCUGCAUCACUUCCUGGAGGUCGUUCCAGUCUCCAUGGAAUUCCUCCACUUUAUUUUUCCUUUUAGCACAAUAGUAUUCCAUCACCAACAGAUACCACAAUUUGUUCAGCCAUUCCCCAAUUGAAGGGCAUCCCCUCAUUUUCCAGUUUUUGGCCACCACAAAGAGCGCAGCUAUGAAUAUUUUUGUACAAGUCUUUUUGUCCAUUAUCUCUUUGGGGUACAAACCCAGCAGUGCUAUGGCUGGAUCAAAGGGCAGACAGUUUUUAUCGCCCGUUGGGCAUAGUUCCAAAUUGCCCUCCAGAAUGAUUGGAUCAGUUCACAACUCCACCAGCAAUGCAUUAAUGUCCCUACUUUGCCACAUCCCUUCCAGCAUUCAUUACUUUCCUUUGCUGUCAUGUUAGCCAUUCUGUGAGGUGUGAGGUGAUACCUCAGAGUUGUUCUGAUUGGAAGGGAUGGGUUUAUUAAAAAAAAAAAAAGAAUUCUUGGUGGCUUGUUCAGGUGAGGGGCCUCCUCGCUUGUGGCCCCUGACCUCCAGGAGUCCUGGAAGGAAGGCCUUCCCUUGGACUCUGGGGACGGAUCUCUCAGAUUUGCUUCGUUUAGGUGAGGGAGGCUGCCUGGCCCCUGCAGACAUAGCACAGUGGGUCUCCCAAGCAUUUUCCCAGUGGCAGGCCUGAGGGAGGUCAUGCCAAAGGGCCACUGGGACCCAUUUUACAGAUGAAGAAAUGGAUCUACAGAAGUGAAGGUCUCCAAGGCAGAAUCUGAACCCAGCUCUCCUGGCUUGUCCUCUCUGCCUGUCCAAGGGGCUUUAGCUGUUGCAGUGAAAUCUUGGGUCGUGGGGCAGAGCUGGUGCUGUGGCCCUCCUGUGAUCGCCCUCCAACGAGGGCGUCCUCACCCUCCCUGCACCUCCCCAGCAUCCUUCCUGCCUCCUGAGGCCACCCGCUCUCUCCUCUGCAGCUGCCCAACAUGUUCGGCGACCUUCGGUCCACGUUCAUUGCCCUCAUGAUCGGCUCCUAUGCCUCUUCAGCCGUGACUUUUCCAGCCAUCAAGGUGAUCUAUGACUUCGGCGUCUCCUUCAUUGUCAUCCUGGUUGUCUGGGCCGGCUGUGCCGGCCUCGUGUUCCUGAACUGCUUCUUAAACUGGCCCUUGGAGCCUUUCCCCGGGCCGGAGGACAUGGACUACACGGUGAAGAUCAAGUUCAGCUGGCUGGGCUUUGACCACAAGAUCACUGGGAAGCAGUUCUACAAGCAGGUGACCACGGUGGGCCGGCGUCUCAGCGUGGGCAGCUCCAUGAAGCAUUCCAAGGAGCCGUCGGCCCUGCAGGAGGGCAACAAGCUCUGUCUGUCCACCAUCGACCUGGAAGUGAAGUGUCAGCCGGACAACACAGCGGCCCCCUCCUUCAUACACAGCCUGUUCAGCCCCAUCCUCCUGCUCAGCCUCGUCACCAUGUGCGUGACCCAGCUCCGCCUCAUCUUCUACAUGGGCGCCAUGAACAACAUCCUCAAGUUCCUCGCCGAAGGCAGCCAGGACGCAGUGAUGGCUACAGUGGGUCUCUACACGUCCAUCUUCGGCGGCUUACAGCUGCUCUGCCUGCUGACGGCCCCGGUCAUCGGCUACAUCAUGGACUGGAGGCUGAAGGAGUGCGACGACGGCCCCGAAGAGGCCGAGGACAAGGAAGCUGAGCGAGGCGAGGAGAAGAAGAAGAAGCGAGACCGCCAGGUCCAGAAGAUCACCAACGCCAUGAGGGCCUUUGCCUUCACCAACCUCCUGCUCGUGGGCUUCGGGAUCACCUGCCUCAUUCCCAACCUGCCUCUGCAGAUCCUGUCCUUCAUCCUGCACACCAUCGUGAGGGGCUUCAUUCACUCGGCCGUGGGGGGCCUCUACGCGGCUGUGUACCCCUCGACCCAGUUCGGCAGCUUGACGGGCCUCCAGUCUCUGGUCAGCGCUCUGUUCGCCCUCCUGCAGCAGCCCUUGUUCAUGGCCAUGAUGGGGCCCCUCCAGGGAGACCCGCUCUGGGUCAACGUGGGGCUCCUGGGGGUGAGCAUGCUGGGCUUCUGCCUGCCCCUCUACCUGAUCUUCUACCGGCGGCAGCUGCGGAGGCAGCUGGCCCAGAAGAGAGAGGACGAGAAGCUCUUCCUCAAGAUCAACGGCACCCCCAACCAGGAGGCCUUCGUGUAGACCCUGGGCCGCGGGGCCUCCCCUCCCCCUCCCGGCCGCCGCCUCGGGUCCCGCCUCUGCCCCCCCCCCCCAGGCCCCCCGCACCCCGGGCCCCCGCUGGCCGCCCCACACGGACAGGACGCUCCGUCGGGGCUCGCCUCGCCCUCCCGUGUGAGGAGGCGCUGCCGGCCGCUCGCUGCAUGCCAACGUGACGAUUUAGGAGGCCUUCGGGCCGGCGCUCUGCUCCGGCGGACUGACGAGGAGGGAAGGACCCUGCGCCGUCCUUGGUGCUAGCUACCUCUUAGGGCUCGGCCUUGUCCAAUGCAUGGCCUAGGCAGACCGGGUCUGAGGGGCGGGGAGGCGGGGAGGGAGCAGGGGCGGCCUGACGCCUUCCUCCCUGCCGGGCGUGUGGCGGGGGCUGCGGCCGGCAUUACCGGGACGAGAGGUCAGGGUCUCCGCGACCUCCUCGCUGUUCGGGGGGUGGGGGAGGAGAAUGGGGGGCAGAAGCCGCUCUUGGCUGGGAUCGCCUGGAUGUGCUUGUGCCUGUGUCGCUGGCGGCCAGGGAUGAGGCUGUGGGCACGCAGCGCCCCCUGGCGGCAGCCUCCCCAAAGGCACCGGCCCUUUAGGACGGGUCCUGGGGGGCCAAGGCGGCCGGGGCCGCCGGCUGGUCCUCUUUAACGGAACGGUUUCUCGCGGCUUCCUGGUAGGUCCCCGAGGAGCGCACCUGGGCUCGGCGCUUCUCGGUUGGUUUAAUUCGACGGUUUCUCAAACUUUUUUUUUUUUUUUGGGUAAAGCAAUAAAUCCAUCUUCCUGGUAGUCAGGGAAAUUUGUGUUUGCGCAUGUCAGGGCCCGCCGGCCGUGGAAACUGGGAGGAGAGAGAGUGCGCCCCGCCUCCCCCUCCCGGGAGAGCCGAAGCCCACCGACAGGGUCGGAACCAGGGCAGCCCCUGCCAGCCUGGCGCCCCUUCGGGUCCCUGAUCCCUCCUGACAAAUGGGUUGUUCUGUUUCUCUUUCCUCCCCUUUGGGUUUCCACGGUUGAUGGGAGAGCCUGGGGGUGACUCCUGGCCCAAACUCGGUGUCUCCGUCUACGGUCUAAGCUUCAAAGCUGGAGGAACUGUGAAUUGUGGCGGAAAGAAUCCGGGGCCUUGGUGGGGCCACGAGAAGCCAGAGCUUCUCCCGGCUCUGCCCUCUGAGAGCCGAGUGACCUUAGACAAGUCACGUUCUUGUUUUGGUCCUGGGUCCGAGGGGUCCCCGACCGGGCAUGAGAACCCAGGUCUGGAGCUAACCCGGAAUGGGAAAGGCUGGGGAGAAACGGGUUAGGGUGGUCGCAAUUCAGUCUAGUUAGAUAAAAUGAAUCAGCAAAGUGACCGGGUCAGAAGAUGCAUGUUUCACUGCACUCCUUUAGGCCCUCAGGCGGUACCUGCAGACUCCUAGAAAGGGAAGUCGGUUAUUUCCAGUCUGUCUGACUCUUUGUGGCCCCCUUUGGGGAUUUCUUGGCUGAGACCCUGGAGAGGCUGGCCAUUUCCUUCUCCAGUUCAUCUGACAGAUGAGGAAAUGGAGGCAAACAGGGUAAAGUGACUUGACCAGGGUCACACCGCUAGGCAUUUAUCCAGUGGCCUUUUAAAAUUCUCAACCUUGUGGACCUCUGUGUCCUUGUUCCACUUGCCACAGCAUUUUUCUCUUAGGUUUCCUCUUCUCUGACCAUUAUUCCUUCUUGAUCUUUUUUGCUGCCUUCUCCUCCCUCUGACUCCUUGAGAGGGGCCGUGCCUCAAGGUUUCGUCCUAAGCCCUCUUGCGUCACUAUGAGCUCUUCCUCGUGCCCUCCGGGCCAACUAUAACCCAAGCUUGAUAGCCUGGACUCGCCUUGGAACGCCAGUCUUGUAUUUCCAACUCCCUCCUGGAGAUCUCCCCUUGGAUGUCCUGCCAGCACCUUACAUUUGCACGUCCAGGCGCCCGCUGGGGGCCCUGUUUGGGAGGCCCUGGGUUCAAAUAUGGCCUGUGAAUUUCUAAACUACUCCACCCUAUUCAGACCAUUCUUUAGAAGAUCCGAUUUAGCUAUUUCCUGAUCAAUACCAAUAGAGAUACUUGGAAUAACAGAAUCAGGAAACUACAUUCUCCACCCUACUCAGGGUAACAAGAUUAGGAAGGGCUGCAGCAAACUCAAGAUUUAAUUAUUUGAGACACAGACAUGUGCAAGAAAGGUGAUUUCAGUAUCACAGGCCUCCCACACUUCCCAGCUGGGUGACCCUGGGCAAGUCACUUAACCCCCAUUGCCUAGGCCUUACCGCUAUUCUGCUUCAGAGCUAAUGCCCAGUAUUGAUUCCAAGACAGGAUAGGAUUUAAAAUGUGUGUGUCUGUAUGUACAUAUAGAGACAUGUCCAAGACUCAACUCAUCAUCUUUUUCCUCCCCCCCAAAACCCCUUCAGAAUUUUGAGUCAACCUAGAUGACUCUCCCCUCAGUCAGCUGCUGAGCCCUAUCAAUCAUGUGUUCAUUCAUUCGUACCUCCACAGUAUCUCUUGAAGUGGGCCCUUCCCAUUCAACCUACCCCUCCUCCGAUCCGGUGCCCCAAAGGGACCGCACUCUGCUUCUCACUCCUCAACAGGACAAGCACCAACUGGAGUCUGAGGGCUUAGGUUCCAGUCUCCACCCUGCCACACGGUAUCUGGGUACUCCUGGCCAAAUCAACCUCCUUGGACCCUAGUUUCCUUAUCUGUAAAGUGAGGUGGCUGCAUUGAAUGGUUUCUGGAGUCAUUUCCUGAUGCUCUCCAUGACCUACCGAAUAAAGGAUGAACUGGUUCUGGCAUUCUGCAGCCUUCGCAAUCUGACUUGCACCUACUGCUGUUUUCUCAUGGGUUCCAGCUGCCAGUUCUUUCCCCAUUCCCAUCUUCCUCUCUUCCAGCUUUCGUCUUUCACUUAUCCCAGCUGCCAUGCUAAAAGAGCCCACAGCCACUCCCUAUAUCCCACCACUGGCGACCUUCCUUCACAUGCCCCUUCCUCCGAGAAACCUUCCCUGGCAUUGUCUUCUUCCCCGUCCUCUACCCUGCCUUCUGUGUCGAAUUAACCUUUGCUUGGACCUGUUCUUUGCACUUCUAUUAUUUCCCCUUGGCAUUGUGGGUAUUUAUCUUGUUGUCCUUCUUUGAGUCAGAAUAAAUUGUAUUUUUUGAGGGCAGAAUCUGUGCUUUCUCUCUCUGUCUGUCUCUCUCCCUCUCUAUUUUUCUGUUUCUCUCUCUCUGUCUCUCCUCUCUCUCUCUGUCUCCCUCUCUGUCUCUGUCUCUCUUGUCCGUCUCUUCCUCUCUCUAUUUUUCUGUUUCUCUGUCUCUGUCUCUCCUCUCUCUCUCUCUGUCUCCCUCUCUGUCUCUGUCUCUCUUGUCCGUCUCUUCCUCUCUCUAUUUUUCUGUUUCUCUGUCUCUGUCUCUCCUCUCUCUCUGUCUCCCUCUCUGCCUCUGUCUGUCUCUGUCUCUGUCUCUCCCUCUCUUAUUUUUCUCUCCUUUUCUCUGUCUCUAUUUUUCUCUUCAUUUCUUUGUCUCUUUGUAUGUCUUUCUCUGUCUCUCCCCGCCCCCCCCCCCCAUUUUUCUCUUCACUUCUCUGUAUUGUCCUUAGUAGGCACUUAAUACUUGUCUGUUGACGUCAACUGUGCUGUGAUAGAGCCCAGGGCUCGUUGUAUUAAAGUGUCACUUAGCAACUUCUUGCUAUCUUAACAGCUGGUACUUCUGGCUGGCUCUCUCCCUCCGGUGGCCGGAGAGGUGGGCUCUGUAGGUAUUACCAUCCCCAUUUCAUAGCUGUGCCAAUUGAGGCUCAGAGAUUAAGCGACUUGACCAGCGCCGCGCAGUGCCUGGCACGUGGUAGAUGACGUCGACUAACUGGCUGGCCAGGCACACCGUUGUCUGUCUCUCAAGGUGCUGUUCCCAGACUGAGGUCUCCCUCUACAGGGUGAGCUCUUUGUGGCCAUGGUUUCACUUUUACUUGUGGGCCUGGGGCCCGCCUGGCACCUGGGGGAGCAGACCCUUGAUAAAUGCUAUUGAUGGGUUUAGAAAAUAAUGAUGUUCAGACGCUUCCCAGCUGGGUGACCCUGGGCAAGUCACCUAACCGGCACUGCCUAGCCCUUACCAUGCUUCUGCCUUGGAACCAAUACACAGUACUCAUUCUAAGGCAGAAGGUAAAGGUUUUAAAAAAGUCUUCCCCUCCCCAACGGGGUGACCCUGGACAAGUCACUUAACCCCCAUUGCCUAGUCCUACCUCUCUUCUGCCUUGGAACCAAUACACAGUAUUACUGAUUCUAAGUCAGAAGACAGGACUUUGUGGGCUUUUGAAUGAUGCUAGAAGUGGAGCAGAGAGUCCUUCGUGUUUCAGAUGGAAGUCAGGCCAGGGCAGUGACGCCUUUGGGAGAUGGCUCAGAGGGUGGGCCCUGAAGGGGCUAAGCUGGGGGUCAGGCCUUCCCGGAGUUGUGGGGUGAAGGUGGCUUCCCUCCACCGUCCCCUGUUCCGGGCAGGAACCUCUGCUGUGGCUUCGGGCUGGGCCCCUGAGCUUCCUUUGCAGGGGGAAGAUGCCUCUGAAUCACUUCUCCCUUUCUCCUACAGCCCUGGGAGUGGGACGGCAGCUCCCCAGCCAGAGAAACGGGGAACCCCUCCCAGGGCCUCCCUUCCCUUCUCGCAGGGGCCCAGGGCAAAGCUUCUGCAACAGGAAGUGGUAGCAGCCUCAGGAAGGAUGCGACCAGUGGAGUCCCUGUGAUUCCUGAUCCUGUUUGUCAGGGACUUGGGUUGUGCCCAAGACAGGGCCCUUCCUGGAGGGGCUACUGCAGGGGGCCAGGGGCUCUUCCUCUUAGGUGGGGCGCCCUGAGCUGGGGAGGGGGAGCAUCCUGGAGGACAGACUGGGGAGGCCACAGGAAACGGGCCCUGCGUGGCUCGGACCGUGGACCCCAUCCUGUGGGCUCUGUGGUCCGUGGGCCGCAGGUGCACACGCGUUCUCUGGCUACACUCUCCCUCCUCAUUAUUAUUUUUUACACCCUCCUGUCCUAGUAUUCCUUCUAAGGCAGAAGAGCAGUAAGGCAUCGGGGUUAAGGGACUUGCCCAGGGCCCCACAGCCCAGAAUGGGCCAUGGCCAGAUUUGAACCCAGGACUGCCCAACUCCAGAGCUGGCUCUCUAUUCACUGAGCCCCCCAGUAAGUUUUUCAUUUCUUAAGCUGUCCCCAUCCCAGGAAUGGGAGGAAAUAAGUUUCGCUUUAAAGUUCACAAAAUGCUUUUUUUCCAUUUGGGAGGCUGAAGCGGGGAAUCUCCUCCUCCCGCACUGGUCAGCAUUCAAGCUAGGAUUCUAGUGCUGCCCCUUGCUGGGAGCCCUGAGCCGGGGAGUGGCUUGUGCCUAGGGCAGUGCAGGCACUUGAGAUGGCCCAGAUACAACCAGGAACCAGAUCUCUCCUCCUCAAGGAAGCCAGCUGGUUUUCCAGGUGGUCCCUAAUUGACCUCUUAGGAACAUAGUGAGGUUGCUUCAGGCAUUUAUCUCCAUUUUAAAGAAGAGGCAUAGAAGGUGGAGGGGGUUAGUGAUUUUCCCAUGAUCACCUAGCUCGUGUCACUGGCAGGAUUUGAACCCAGCUCUCAAAUGCCUCCCACUCUGGGGCUCUUGCCACAAAACCCCACUCCCUUUUUUAAAAGCUUCCCCUUCUGUCUUAGUGCUAAUUCCAAGACAGGAUGGGAGGGGCUGGGCGGUGGGGGUCAAGUGACUUGCCCAGGGUCACACAACUGGAAAGUAUCUGAGGCCAGAAUUGAACCCAGGACCUCCUGGCCUCCAUCCAUUGUGCCACCUAAUAGCCCUGCCUCCCCUACUUCCUCUUCAAGUCUUCCCAUCUGCAGUCAAACUCCCCAUGAUGCCCAUUGCACCUUUCAACCCUUGUCAGCCCCUUUAAAUGGCGGUAAAACGGUUCCAGACGCUCCUGGAAUAGCUGCUUCCUCCUCCUUUUCCCUCCACCUCCUCGCCCCUCUCUCCGGCAGAACGGCUUUAUGAUUCAUCGAGAAGCAAUGGGUCUAGUGGAAAGGACUGUCCCUGGGUCAGACUCCGAUCUUGGCCGCUAGCCAUCAGUGCUGUGUGCCGGACACUGGAGGUACAAAAUGAGGCAGAAGGAGAACCAGGAACAGGAGAGACAGCAUGCACAGGGCGGUGCUCAAAGGAGCCAGGAAAUAACCAACCGAGGGCAGUGGAGGCUCAGUUGUGUCCCAUGCGCCAUAGCUAUCCCUGGGGCUUUGUUGUGCCGGACACUGGAGCGGUUUGCCCUUCCUUCUCUAGGGAAUCCUUUUGUGGGACAAUCAAAGGUUAAGUGACUUGCCCAGGGUCACACAACUAGGAAGUAUCUGAGGCCAAAUUUGGCCUCCAGUCUUCCUGAUGGCAGUCCCAGCGUUCUCUUCUAUUCACUGAGCCUUCUAAUCCACAGAGGGAAGGCACUCAAAUGGAGAGGGGUUAGGGAAGGCUUCCUGUGAAAGGUAAGCUUUGAGUUGGGUCUUAAAGAGGAGGCAGCUAGGUGGCUACAUUUCCCAGCUGUGUGACCCUGGGCAAGUCACUUAACCCCUGUUGCCCUGCCUUUGCCACUCAAAUGCCUUAGAACCAAUACAUAGUGUUGAUUCUAAGAUGGAAGGUGAGGGUUUUGAAAAGAUGUAAAAGCAAGCAAGCUGGGCACUAGCGUAGGCAGAGAGGAAGGAAGAGAACAUUCCAACCAUGAGAAAAAGCCCAGGGGUAUUCCUGAGCGAGUUACUUAGCCUCUGAGCCUCAGUUUCCUUAUCUGUCAAAUAGUAUUACCUUUGGUACUGCCCUUAUAAAAUAAGACUCUGAAAUGCUUUGCAAACCUUCAAGUGUUAGGAUUUACGAAGCUGCAGGGGAGGGCAGCAGUGCCCCGCGAGGGUUCUGAAGAGAGACCAGGACCUGCCUGCAGGCACUUCAGCCAGGACAGAUCCCUGGCACACAAGGGGUGAUUUGAACCCUCUAAAGACUUGGGCCUUCUAGCUAUGAAGAUCUGCUGCCCUCCCCAAGUAAAUCCUGACAGCGAUCCACCAUGGCCCACGGCUCUGUGUCUCCACGGCAUGCCUCCACCAUUCAGCUGUAGAAGCUAGCUACGUUGUCACCAAUAAACCUGCCUCUGUGGCCUCUUGGACCAGU
Molecule: messenger RNA, 10569 nt
Organism: Monodelphis domestica (gray short-tailed opossum)
Lineage: Eukaryota; Metazoa; Chordata; Mammalia; Didelphimorphia; Didelphidae
Source: RefSeq, a predicted model, not a curated record